CCAAAUCACAGCUCUCUCACUUUUCAGUUAAUGGUCACUUUCUUACUCUACCUUCCCCCUGUUGAAACUCAUCGCUUCAAAGUGUGGAAAAAGGAAGGAAGGAUUCUUGGCUUUUGCGGCUCCAUGUUCUGGUUCAACGACUAUUGGAAGAACCUGUGAAAUUUCUCUGUGCUUGGUUGGUGAUCAUAACAGUGCCCGUUAUUGUGCUCUCUUAGGAAAGCUCAGAAAGCAAAAGGAUUGGAUUCUCUCUCUCUCUCCCUCUCUCUAUCUCUCUCUGCUUUAUUAAAAAAAUCAUCUGCUUCUUUGGGGUUCGAAAAGAAUGGUUCUUGUUUUCUGGUGCAACACACAGAAGCCCAGCAUUGGCGGUCCCUUUCUUGGAUCCGUUUCUUCAGUGAUUUCAGAUGUUAGCUAACAAUAUGGUUCCUCAGCGAUACAACGCAUCAUCGUCCCAAUCAUUUCGGUGCACACGUUAGUGUUUGCUUUUAAGUAGCUGGAGGUUGAACAUGGUGAACUCAUUUGUAAUUACUGAGAAAGACGUGCGAGAGGAAGAAGAUUCACAGAGAAGGGUGAGAAAGAAGGUGUGUUCAUCACACGGUGAUUGUUCUGACUUCUCCAAAACUGCUGCAAAGCGGAUGGAUGAUGACCUUGUAGUAAAUAUCAGCCAAUCACAAAGCCGGGAAAGAUGUGCGAAGGACGCGACUGCCCAAAGACCUCUCAGCUUAAGCACAAGGAUCCCAAAGCAUCUGGUUGCUCUCGAUGAGAACUACCUCCGGCGCUGCCUGGAAUUGGUUCACAGAGGUGUUUCAAAGGAUAAGGCAUGCAACAUACUGGUGAAUUUGACCUCUUCGCCUAAUUUCCAGUGUUCGGUUUCAGCAAUUGGGACUGGGAAUGUUGUCCAGAGGCAUGCCGGGCUGUGGAUUAUAGAUUCAAUAGUGGGAAGCAAGACUAUCAAUUCAAAAGACAAAUAUCAAAGUCCUCUUUUUUGCCAUUUUGGUGCACUCGGGGAUGAUGCCAAGUAUAUGAGAUCAAACCCACAUGAUGCUAAGGACUCGGCAGGUUGUCAUUUGACAGACUCUCCGAAUCAGCAGGGUGUCAGCUCGCCUAUAAAGAUGGAAAAUGAAGUGCCAUUUCGGGAAAUACUAAGCUCUGGUCUUGAUUCUAAACACAAAAGACUCAUUUCAGUUGCGAGCACAAGUUCAUGGAGCACCGAUAGAUCUUCUCCCGGUGCUUCUUUUUCUCAGGGUAUGCUCCACUGCACGUGGAAGGUUGGGAUGCCACAUUUUGUUCUGUCCAUCGAUGACCAGAGGGAGAUACUCGUAGCUGAUCCCGUGAAUGUCAGAUCAUCGAGUCCCGUGGGCUCAGACUGGGUGUAUUUGUUCUAUUCAAAAAGGCAGGCUUCAACAGAACAUGUGAGUCGUGAUAACGAGCCUCGUCUCAUAGGAAAGAUGGAGGUGGUAACGUCGAUAUUACUUUGCCAGGAGAAUCUCAAAAUCGUGCAGACUGAGUUUGUUCUGUUUGGUGGCUGGGAAACUUUUCUGCGAGAGGGGCAAACUGUGGGAGUCAAAUGCAAGAAGAAUAAUAAGUUGGCAAAGAAAGUGGCGAAUGUGUUCAGGCCCAGUCAAUCACCUAAGCAGAGAAGUGUGUCUGGAAAAAGUGGGAUUUUGGAUGAUUAUUCUCCAGAAUCAGGCCAAGAUACGCACAAAGACCCGGUUGUGCCAGGUGGGCUUAGCAUUCCAGAGCAUCAUCUUCCGCCCAAUCUUGAAUUAGCUGCCAUUGUAGUGAAGAACCGCAUGGGGGACAUUCAGAAGGAAGAAACGGGAGGUUGGGGCUUGAAGUUUCUCAAAAAGAAUGGUGUAACUAGGAAGAUCAAUCAUCCAGAUGCCUGCACUUCAGUGUGCAGCGAUAGAGAUUCCAGUGAUGGUGUUGUCAGCGUGGAAGUUGCAGUCCCUGCAGGACUUCAUGGUGGACCAAGAACACGGCAUGGUGGCCCCUCUAGUCUCAUUGAAAGAUGGAAAUCUGGUGGACAGUGUGACUGCGGUGGAUGGGACCUGGGCUGUCCGCUUAAACUAUUCAAAGCAAGAUCAAGCAACGGGUGUGUUCUAAACAUCGAUCACAAUGUGCCGGACUGCAAGUCAUUUGAUCUCUGUAUACAGGGUUCAGAGGAUUGUCUUCCUACAUUAAGGAUGACGGACGUCCGCGAUGGCCUCUAUCUUAUUCAUUUCGAUUCAGCUUUAUCACCUUUGCAGUCCUUGUCGAUUGCUAUAGCACGUAUUCAUUCUCAGAGUCGUGUUCUCCAAUCGAAACUGUACAGGAGUUGAACGAGAAUGCAGUAAUAGGAUUCUGUUUUUUUUUUUUUACCAAGUAUCAGGCUUUUUUAUUUCAAUAAUAAUAAUAAUAAUAAUAAUUUACUUUAGUUAGAAGGAAAUUGGUAAUGAGUUUAUACAACAUGUGACAUCUCUUCAACGAGUCUCUGAGAUGGUCAGUGUCUUCGACUUAGAAUGCUUUCUCGUAUGACAAUACAAGGCAUGGAUUGAUUGUAGAUUUACAGGAUUUUUGAAAAUGUAAAAAUCUUGUAAUUUGUUUCCUUUUAGAUUGGAAUGUUGUAAUUAUUCAGUCAUCAAUGUCCACCUGAUGCGAUUUACUGGCGUCUGCUGUUCUAUGAGAAGUUUUACUUUCAGAA
This is a messenger RNA of Eucalyptus grandis, 2680 nucleotides long. RefSeq lists its product as uncharacterized. The record is from RefSeq and is a predicted model, not a curated record. NCBI's taxonomy places the organism in Eukaryota, Viridiplantae, Streptophyta, Magnoliopsida, Myrtales, Myrtaceae. The transcript has 4 exons. The coding region runs from base 504 to 2318 and encodes 604 amino acids.